CAUCAUCUCAAUUGUAGUAGGCAUUCAUCCGACUUAACACCUUUCAUCCACUACUUUUCUAGACUUGCUUUUCGUCUGUAUAAAAGGCUUACAGCUCUUCCUCUUUUUUUCUUCAGUUUUCUUUUCGGGUCGUCCCUUUUAUCAACUCUUACUCUUUCCUCGACCCUUCUUACCCAUACACCUCUAUACUUCACAUUCCUCAGACAAAAAUAUACACAAAACAAACAACAAUCUGUAGUCGGCGGCUAUCAUCCAGUUUGCUUUAUACUACUUUUCACUGCAAGGUCAAUCUUCAUCUCUCUUUCUUUCGAACCCUCUUUCGUUACUCCAGCCAUGUCAGAAGAACAACCCUUUGAUAUUGAGGCAAUCCCUGAUCAGGCUCAGGAAGAGGACCUCUACAAUGUCUAUAACCCGAUCGAGAAGACUGCUUCACACUUCCUCCAUGCGCCUCAGGUCCUGUCUGAUCUUAGGACCAUGGCCUCAUUCCCCUUUGUGGGGCCAUGUGAGCUAGACCUCCGCCAGCGUUGGACACUCAAGCUGAAUCUCUCAACCUUGAUUGGUAAAUACCAAUACCAAUCUUAUCUCCUUGAUCCAUGUCUUGAGGAGAUGGUUUCGAUCCUUAUUACACCAAUUCGCAAGGUAGUGCAAGACAUCACCAUUGGGGACCUUAAGGGCCAGCCAAUUAACGAACAUGGCCUUGAUGCCUUUUACAUGCUAUACUUUAUCAGCAAGACAAGAGGAUACAAGACUGUCGUAAAAUUCCUUCCUCAUGAAGUGGCUGAUAUCGAGCCUGCAUUCGAGUUUCUGAAAACGUUGGAAAAUAGCCGGGUUCCAUGGGAAACAGGCUAUGUGCUCCUUAUCUGGCUAUCGCUUAUGUGUAUGAUCCCCUUUGACCUAAAGACCAUUGAUAGCCAAGUCGAAAAAACAAGCGAAAGAAUUCCCCUUGUGGACCAAAUGAUUGAAACUGCAAAAUCGUUUUUGAAUAAAGCUGGCAAAGACAGAGAUGGCGCAUCUCUUUUCUUGGCUCGUCUUUUGACAAGGAAGGACACAUGCGGUGUAUAUCUUCCUGAAUUUGUAGAAUGGUCGAAAACCACUCUUGGAUCAAACCCUGUCGUUUUUCAGGCCAUUGGAAUCAUGGGAACACUCUGCUGGAUCUUCAAACUGGGCCAACGUGAAGUUCUUUUGCCCAUCGCAGAGGGCUUAGAGGCCCUGUUAACCUACAUUGAGUCUCGAGACGCGUUCAUGUCCAACUCCAUGUUGAAAAAGCUAGUCGUGAAGCUAUCCCAGAGAGUGGGACUCUGCCUAUUAAAACCCCGUGUCGCUGCUUGGAGGUACCAACGCGGCAGCCGCUCCUUGGCGAGCAAUUUGAUGAUAAACUCGAAUUCAAGUGAAGGCAUCAAUGCAAACAAGAUUUCAACCGCUAUUGCGGAGGAAACGGAAGAUGAUGAGGACUUUGAUGUCCCUGAAGCAAUUGAGAAUGUUGUCGAGCGUCUGAUGAACGGUCUCCGUGACAGAGACACGAUCGUGCGCUGGUCAGCUGCCAAGGGUAUGGGAAGGAUCAGCAAUAGAUUACCCAAGGACAUGGCAGAUGAUGUAGUUGGCAGUAUCCUUGAACUCUUUUCAGAGGACGUCUUUCAACUUCCCAAUGGUGAGCCAGAUGUUUCCUCAGUCUCGGAGCACACAUGGCAUGGUGCUUGUCUCGCUGUCGCAGAGCUCUCACGUCGUGGACUCUUGUUACCUCAUCGUCUGAAGGAGCUCAUUCCUUGGAUCAUUCUGGCACUCAAGUUCGAUGUCAAGCGUGGAGCUCACUCGGUUGGAGGCAAUGUCCGUGAUUCGGCCUGCUAUGUCUGUUGGUCCUUCGCACGUGCUUACACGCCUGAGAUCCUUGAGGAACACGUCAGGAAAUUGUCCAAUACCUUAAUUGCAGUGUCUGUCUUUGAUCGCGAUAUUAACAUUCGACGAGCCAGUAGUGCGGCAUUCCAGGAGAAUGUUGGUCGUAUGGGUAUUUUCCCACAUGGAAUUGAGAUUGUCACAAUUGCUGAUUAUUUCUCUCUCGGCAAUAUCACUAAUUCGUUUUUGAACAUUGCGCCCACCAUUGCUGAAUUUGUCGAGUAUCGACGCUACCUCUCUCAACAUCUGCUGGAGUUUGUCAUCCCACAUUGGGACAUUGCUGUCCGAGAAAUAGCAGCAGAUGCCAUGGCCAAGAUUGCUGUCCUUGAUUUGGAUUAUGCAUGCAGUGAUAUUAUCCCCACUCUUACAAAAAUGACUUCCAGUCUGGAUCCUGCUAUUCGACACGGUAGCUUGAUCACUCUUGGUAAGACAUGCAAGGCUGUCAAAGAGAAAUGUGGGCAGGAAUUUGAACAAAAAGUCUCCAAAGAGACUUUGGAGAGUAUCUCCAAGGUGGUACCAACUGUCCCCGAGUUCGCACUCACAGGCUUUGGAAGCGAACACGUCCGUCAGGCAUUAUGUAUUCACAUCACCUGCCUUUCAGAGGCAGGUUGGCCUAUCUCAGAUAAUGCUGUACUCGAGUCAUGGAAGAAUAUCAUCUACACAACUCUGGAACGAACUGAAGAACCUCUUCAGAGAAUGGCUGCAGACACAUUCAGGGCUGCGGUUGCUCAAUAUGGGAUCACCAACUCUGAAUUAUUUGAUCAGUACGUCCCCAAGGUCCUUCCAGGGCUUGCUAGCGAUCGCUUUGCUCAAAGCGGCUUUGCGUUGGCCUUGGGCGAAAUCGAUUAUGCACAAAAGGAUUAUUCCCCUUGGAUCGCCAAGAUCAUUGAUGUCUUGGCAAAGACUGCAGUCGCUACCAAUGUGACCACUGCAGAGGCCCGCCGCAAUUCUAUCAAUUCUGUGACAAAUAUCAUCAAAGUCCUAGAUAGAAAAUACCGUCAAGUGGUAUCGGCGGAGCUCUCGAGGACCAUCUUGAAUUUGUAUUUUGAAGUUUUCAAUGAUUACAGUAUUGACCAUCGUGGAGACGUUGGAUCCUGGAUCCGAGAGGCUAGUAUGCAAGGGCUCAAGGUCAUGUUCCCUUUGGUAGCUCGUCUGGACUAUGAGGCAACUCAUGCUCAAAAUGCUCAGGACACUCAGCGGUAUCUAUCGGAUGAGGACCACGCAGUGAUUUUGGCAAAGUUGCUACAACAAUGUGUUGAGAAAAUUGAUCGAAUCCGUGCCAGUGCUGCAGAUGCGAUGGUGGCAAUACUUUAUGCAGAGACUGAGUGGCCCACAGUGACGGACACAACAACCACAACAACUUCUGAAGAGACAGCUACUGCUGCCGCUACUGUCACUACCACUGACACCACUAAGACAGACAAGAUGGAAAAGGAUCCUGUUUAUCUUCUUCGAGCAUCCCAUCGUCCUCAAUUGACAGAAGUGAUUCGAAAGAAUGAUGAUAUGAACUGGUUACAGGCUUCCGAAGUCUAUCCACGUGUUGUUCAGCUCCUGAACUUGCCAGAGUAUCGGCUAGAUCUUUUGACCGGGUUUGUCAUCAGUGCUGGAGGUCUUACAGAAUCCUUGGUUCGCCAUUCGAGUGCAUGUUUGAUAGAGUUUAUCUCCAACGUUCCAAUUACCAAAAAGGAUUUGGAAGCAGAAGGGGGAGAUGAUGACAAUCCAAGGCUGACAUUAGUAGAGUUUGGAGAGGAGAUUAUGAACAUUGUUGCAAAGUAUGAGGGACAGGAUCGAGUGAUCGUUCCCCUGUUGGAAGUCUUGGAUAUGCUGUUCGAAUCAGGAUGUAUGUUGAUGAUGGAAGGCGAAUAUGAUUUUGCACCCAUGGUUCGUUUUGUCCGCCGACAGACGAUCAAAUGCAAAGACACCCGAAAGCUAUCGGCCUGUAUUCGAACCUAUUGUGGAUUAUGUGCACUCGGCGGCAAGAUCAAGAAUGCUAUCCUGUUGGAGCUUCUUCGUCUUUUGGUCCAUCCGUUCCCAAAGAUCAGAAGAGCUACAGCUGAUUCGAUGUAUCUGAUGUUGAAUAGCUCUGUCGAGGAUCCUACCCCCGAAAGUGAGAAAGUCGCUGAAAUCUUGGUGAAUUCGGAUUGGAAUCAAUCUGUUGCACAGUUGACACCAUUGAGAGAUCAACUCUACCCACUUCUCAACUUGGAAAAGCCAAAGCCAACCCCUGCCGCAAAAUAAAUACAUAAAUAAAUAACAAAUAUACAGAAG
Molecule: messenger RNA, 4158 nt
Organism: Lobosporangium transversale
Lineage: Eukaryota; Fungi; Mortierellomycota; Mortierellomycetes; Mortierellales; Mortierellaceae
Product: tubulin folding cofactor D C terminal-domain-containing protein
Exons: 13
Coding region: 334-4128 (1264 amino acids)
Biological process (GO): post-chaperonin tubulin folding pathway; microtubule cytoskeleton organization; tubulin complex assembly
Molecular function (GO): GTPase activator activity; beta-tubulin binding
Source: RefSeq, a predicted model, not a curated record